This is a messenger RNA of Nestor notabilis (Kea), 2358 nucleotides long. RefSeq names its product fibronectin type III and SPRY domain containing 2 (gene FSD2). The transcript is spliced from 12 exons. Bases 1 to 2358 code for a protein of 785 amino acids. The record is from RefSeq and is a predicted model, not a curated record. Gene Ontology annotation, molecular function: protein binding. NCBI's taxonomy places the organism in Eukaryota, Metazoa, Chordata, Aves, Psittaciformes, Psittacidae.
AUGUCAUCCAGAUCUGGCAGCAAAAGGGAGUAUGAAACUAGUGACCAGUCAACUGGUCGUUCAGCAUCCCCACCAGUCCCAGAGUCUAGUAAGAUUGAGGCUGGAGGCUUGAUAUUUUAUCACAUGGAUCUUUACGGCUCAAAGGAGAGGUUUGAUAUCUUUCCUGAAGAGCUAUCUGGUCAAGGAGAAAGAUCUCUGGGGGAUACAAGAGAAUCUGCAUUGAGUAGUGAAAAAUUUCCGCACUCACAAGAAGCUGGAUAUGACUUGGAAAAGGAGGUUGCAGAAUUGGCUAAGAUGUAUGGACUCGAUGAGGAUAGAGAAAAAGAGCUUGAGCUUCUUGGAGGACAUCCAGAGGUGGCGGAGAGCAGGUGGCCACCUGCUCGCACAGAAAAGGCAAGAUCACAACGCUCCGUGUAUAAUGCACCAAAAAGCAGCUCUUCAGUGAAAGAUCAAAGUCAAAGCACAAACCUUCGGGGACUUCCUGAUGAGGUUUCUCAAGAUGAAGAUGAGAGCAAAGCCAGAGCAGAAGAUGAGGCCAAGAGUCCCAUACGGUCCGGAGAGGGGCUCAGCAGCAGCGGCAUUUCAGAUGAGUGGAACAGUCAGGCUGCCAGCGAGGAGGAGGAAUCAGGGGAUGUUUUUUGUUCUACCUGCAAGAUGCCAAUCCGAGCUUUUGACAAACUGUUUGGUGAGCACAAGGAUCACGAGGUGACUAAGCUCCCCAGUGCCAUGGAAAGCGAAAAGGAGGAGAUUCAUAAGAACAUGCGCAAGUUGGAAGAGCAGAUUGCUCAGAUGGAAAACUUUGCCAGUCACUUGGAGGAAAUCUUCAUCACUGUAGAGGAAAACUUCGGAAGGCAGGAGGAGAACUUCGAGGUGCAUUACAACGAUGCAGUGCAAGUGCUUGCUCAGAAGUAUGAAGAACAGUUGGAAGCACUGGGGGAAGAGAAAAGGCAGAAGCUGGAAGUGUUAUAUGGGCAGCUGGUCAGUUGUGGGGAACAUCUUGACACCUGCAAGGAGCUGACAGACACAACCCAGGAGCUUUACCUGGAAAACAACAAAGCCAAUUUUAUGAAGGCAGCAAUAACCAUGGUUGACAGGCUGGAAGAAUUCUUAAAGAAAGAAGUAGAUUUAGAGCUUUCAACAGUGCCAAAUUUCGAAGAGCGGGUCAUAGAUUUCUCUGAAGUUGAGCAACUAAUGAACUCCAUUAAUAUCAUUCCAGCUCCUUGUGCCCCCGUGAUCAAUCCCCAGGCUCCCAAUGCAGCAACUGGCACAUCACUGAGAGUUUGCUGGAGCCUUUUCUCAGAUGACACUGUCGAGUGCUACCAACUGUGCUAUAAACCAGUGAACAAUGAGAGGCACAGUGAUGAACAAGCAGAGCAUACGCUGAAAGUCAAAGAAACAUACUGCACCAUUUCUAAUCUGCUGCCGAACACACAGUAUGAAUUUUGGGUCAGUGCUUUAAAUGCCUCUGGUAUCAGUCCACCAAGUGAAAGAACGGUUUAUGUAACAGCUCCUUCACCACCUACCAUAAAGAGUAAAAAGAUCCGAAGCUGUGAAAAUGCAGCACUGGUGUGCUGGGAAUCUGGAGACAUCAACCCUGUUGAUUCCUACACGGUUGAAUUGUCCAAGCUGACAGAUGAAGACAACGGCGAUAUUAUUACUGAAUCAAUUGUGGGGAUUCCUAACUGCGAAGUCCUAAUUCACCUGCGGCCAACACAAAGCUAUCACAUCUGUGUCAGAGCCCUAAACCUGGGUGGUUCCAGUGAAAGAAGUGACCCUGUCCUGAUACACACCACAGGCACCUACUUCUGCCUUAACGAGGACACAGCCCAUCCUUUGCUGGCGAUCCUAGAUGAUGGAUUUACAGUUGCAUGCGAUGAACUGGAAAACCCAGAGUGUGAUCUGCCCGUCUAUGACAACAGCUUUACAAGGUGUAUUGGGAUCCUGGGCAGUCUGAUUCCAUUUCCAGGAAAGCAUUACUGGGAGGUGGAAGUUGAGGAAGACACAGAGUAUAGAAUCGGCGUGGCUUUUGAAAACACUCCAAGACAUGGUUAUCUGGGGGCAAACAACUCGUCCUGGUGCAUGAGGCAUAUCAUCACACCAUCAAGGCACAAGUAUGAAUUCCUACACAGUGGGAUGACACCAGACAUCAGAAUUACUCUCCCUCCCAGGAGGAUUGGCAUCCUGCUGGACUAUGAGAACUGCAGAUUGUCGUUUUUCAAUGCAGAUAUUGCCCAGCACCUGUACACAUUCAACUCACACUUCCAGCAUUACGUCCACCCCUGCUUUGCUUUGGAAACACCUGGUAUCUUACGGAUACACACUGGAAUUGCAGUACCCCCAUGGACUGCCCUCUCAUAA